UUGGCUGAGGGAGAAUGGCUGGGAGCCCCCGGGGUCCCUUUGCUUCUCCUGGGAGGUCUGUCCUCCUUCCCGUGGUUCAGAGAGUUUCUGCAGGGCUUUUCUUCAUAGCACUUUGGGGCACAGUUGUAGGUGACAGGCUGCUGGUGGUCCCUCAGGAUGGAAGCCACUGGCUUAGUAUGAAGGACAUAGUUGAGCGUCUCAGUGRCCGUGGCCAUGACAUCGUGGUGGUGGUGCCAGAGACCAAUUUGCUUCUGAAGGAAUCGACACACUACAGAAGGAGAGUGUACCCGGUGCCCUAUGGCCAGGAGGAGAUGGAGGGCCGCUACCGCUCUUUUGGGAAUCAGCACUUUGCUGAGAGAUCCUUCCUGACGGCCGCGCAGACAGAGUACAGGAAUAACAUGGUUGUCAUCGACAUGUACUUCCUCAACUGCCAGAGCCUCCUGCAGGACUCUGACACCCUGAGUUUCCUCCAGGGGAGCAGGUUCGAUGCUCUUUUCACAGACCCGGCCUUGCCCUGUGGUGUGAUCCUGGCCGAGUACCUGGGUCUGCCCUCUGUGUACCUCUUCAGGGGCUUCCCGUGUUCCUUGGAGCACGCUUUGGGCGGAAGCCCGAACCCCGUGUCUUACAUCCCCAGGUGCUACACUCAGUUCUCAGCCCACAUGACGUUUCCCCAACGCGUGGCCAACUUCCUGGUGAACUUCUUGGAGAGCUAUCUGUUUCACUGUCUGUAUUCAAAGUACGAGGAGCUGGCCUCAGGCCUGCUCGGGAGAGAAGUGCACCUGUCUGCCUUGUAUCAAAAGGACCCCGUGUGGCUGCUGAGGUACGACUUUGUGCUGGAGUUCCCCAGGCCAGCCAUGCCCAACAUGGUCUUCAUUGGAGGGACCAACUGCAAGAAGCGCCGUGUCCUGUCCCAGGAAUUUGAAGCCUAUGUCAACGCCUCUGGAGAACACGGAAUUGUGGUUUUCUCUUUGGGUUCAAUGGUCUCAGAGAUUCCCGAGAAGAAGGCUAUGGAAAUUGCUGAUGCCUUGGGCAGAAUACCCCAGACGGUCCUGUGGCGCUACACCGGAACUCCUCCAUCCAAUCUCGCCAAGAACACGAAACUCGUCAAGUGGUUGCCGCAGAAUGACCUGCUGGGUCACCCGAAGACGCGCGCGUUCAUCACGCAUGCUGGCUCCCACGGCGUUUACGAAGGCAUAUGCAACGGGGUACCGAUGGUGAUGAUGCCCUUGUUCGGUGACCAGAUGGACAAUGCCAAGCGCAUGGAGACGCGGGGAGCUGGCGUGACCCUGAAUGUCCUUGAGAUGACUUCUGAUGAUUUGGCAAAUGCCCUAAAAGCAGUCAUCAAUGACAAAAGCUACAAGGAGAACAUCAUGCGCCUCUCCAGGCUCCACAAGGACCGCCCCAUUGAGCCGCUGGACCUGGCUGUGUUCUGGGUGGAGUUCGUGAUGAGGCACAAGGGGGCCCCCCACCUGCGCCCGGCAGCGCACGACCUCACCUGGUACCAGUACCACUCCCUGGAUGUCAUUGGCUUCCUCCUGGCCAUCGUGCUGGGAGUGGCAUUUAUUGCCUUUAAAUGUUGUGCCUACGGCUACCGGAAGUGCUUUGGGAAAAAGGGGAGUGUGAAGAGGGGCCACAAAUCCAAGGCACAUUGAGAGGUCGGUGGGAAGUAGGGUGAAAUUUUGAUCUAUCCGCCAAUCAAUGGUAAACUUGAAAAUAGGGUCAGUGUUAAAUUCUUUUUAUUCUUAUUAAUAUUUUGCCAUAGUUAGACAUUCCCAGAG
This is a messenger RNA of Urocitellus parryii (Arctic ground squirrel), 1778 nucleotides long. Its product is annotated as UDP-glucuronosyltransferase 1A6. NCBI's taxonomy places the organism in Eukaryota, Metazoa, Chordata, Mammalia, Rodentia, Sciuridae. The record is from RefSeq and is a predicted model, not a curated record. Gene Ontology annotation, molecular function: UDP-glycosyltransferase activity.